Molecule: messenger RNA, 1049 nt
Organism: Acanthoscelides obtectus
Lineage: Eukaryota; Metazoa; Arthropoda; Insecta; Coleoptera; Chrysomelidae
Source: the annotation of a GenBank genome assembly
CCAUUAAUAGGAAAUUUCCCUAACAAACUGGUUUCACAAAGCUAUGAUCUAGCUGCGGUAAUGAGCGGACAUAAUGCUGGAGUACAGGCAAAAAUUAAACAAAGAUAUCCAUUUACUCACUAUGUGCAUUGCUAUGAGCAUCAGUUAAACCUGAUUAUGUCCCAAGCUGCUUCCGAAAAUGCUCAAGUUCGGGUGUUCUUUGGGGAUUUGAAAAAUAUUCCGGGAUUUUUUAAUAAUUCUCCUCAACGCGUAGAGGUAUUGUACAGAAUUUUGAGGAAAAAAUUCUCCAAGGAGCAACAACUCGUUGGAAUCUUAAUAUUCGAACAACAAAUGUAGUGUUUGAGAACAGAGAAUCGCUCAUUGAAUGCAUGGAAGAAAUAGAAGAAAGUUUCACUAAUGAAACCGUUUGCAAAGCAGCUUACGGUAUUCGCCGUAUCUUAAAUGAUUCUGUUUUCGUGUUUUGGUUGACAUUUUUUCAUCAUGUCAUGCCUCACGUCGACAUCUUGUUCAACCAGUUGCAGAAGAGAAAAACCGAGCCAGCGCAAGUUAAAACGGCUAUCGAUAAUUGUGAAAAAUGUAUUGUCGAUGUGAGAAAUAAAAUUGAUGACUUAAUAAAUGAAGCCAAAGGUAUUUGCACUGGACCCCAAGGCAACAGAAGGAGACGACGUAAUAAUAGCAGUCACGAUCACCGAGUUGCCGCAUUAGAAGUAUGCGACAAUAUAGUGAAUUCUGCAAAUGACAGAUUUCAAUUCAAUCUUUUGGUAGCCGCAUCCAUUUUUUUCCCGAACACUUUGGAGAAUACUGUGGUAAGUUUCCUGAUGACAAGUUGGAAACUACCUGCUUGGCUUAUCCCGAAUUAGAAAAAAGUCUUAUAAAGACAGAGCUGUCUGUUAUUUAUGCACGGAAUGAUGCCGAGAUUUACAUGGAGGACUGUCUCUUUUGAAAUUUUUGAUACAAAACAGUUAGGAGGAAAUACUAAAAGAAACAAAAAAGCUAUUAGAAAUUAUUGUUACAACUCCUAUGUCAACAUCAGAGGCUGUGCGAAAUUU